UCAUUUAAAUCAGUGAGAGGAGGCUAAAUAACAGAUAGACCUCUAAAAGGGACUAAAACAUUUCACGUGGAGUUGGCUCUUCAACGUUGUAUGCGUGGCUGACACAGGUCGCCAGAUGGCGAGCCAUGCCCGUGGAAUCUGUACCUACAAGGAUUGGUUUGAUGAGAAGAUGGAUUCAAUGCAGGGAUAUGUAAGAGUCAUUUGCUGUGAAGUCUAAUCUGAGGCUCUCCCAUCAGUGCUGUCCUACUGCAGCACUGCAUCUUUGUUGCACUUCCCCCCUCUGUGACAUCACUUCUGACGUUUCAUCCAGGGGGCGUGUCUAUCAGAAAUCCCCAGCCAGGCACAGAUGUAGCUGCAGCUCUGAGGGAGAGGCAGGGAGGCAGGAAGAGUUUGAACACACUGCAGAGGGAGUGCAGCUAUGGGGAACACGCAGGAGAAACCCUCGGGCAGCGGAGGAGGGGCAGCUAGAUUAGAUCAGGCCACAGCAGGGAGCGGGACGAGAAGCCGGGGUGGAGGCAGCGUGAAAAAGCCCCACGCUCAGGGAGCUCCAGAGAAGGGGGUGGCCAAUGGCACACAGAGGGAAAGCAGCCCUGCAGGUGGACAACAGGAGCAGGACAGCCAUGCAGUGGACACAAGUUACCUGGACGCCCCUGCUGGGGCCCUUCCUCCUCACCUGGCUCGGCUCAAGAAUGAGGGAAACCAUCUCUUCAAACAUGGCCAGUUUGGAGAUGCCUUGGAGAAGUAUACCCAGGCCAUUGAUGGAUGUGCUGAAGCAGGCAUUGACAGUCCAGAAGACCUGUGUAUUCUCUACUCCAACAGAGCUGCCUGUUACCUGAAGGAUGGAAACAGCACAGACUGCAUACAGGACUGCACCAAGGCUUUGGAGCUGCAGCCCUACUCCUUGAAGCCCCUGUUGCGCAGAGCUAUGGCCUAUGAGUCACUGGAGCGCUACAGAAUGGCCUACGUGGAUUAUAAGACUGUCCUGCAGAUUGACACCGGGGUGCAGGCGGCUCAUGACAGCGUCCACAGGAUCACCAAGAUGCUGAUCGAGCAGGACGGACCUGAGUGGAGGGAGAAACUUCCAGAGAUCCCGGUCGUCCCUCUGUCCGUCCAGGUGCAACACAGACAGAAACCGAUCAGCAUCGAGCAGGCCCAGGCCCGAGCCGCUAGAGCUGCACAGGAUGAAGUCAGAAGAAAAGAGGCCCAGUUUACUUUACUGAAACAGAAAGGCAAUGAUCUGGUCAAGAAGGGCCAGUUCCAGGAGGCUCUGGAGAAGUACAGUGAAUGUCUCACCAUAAAACCUGACGAAUGUGCUCUCUACACAAACAGAGCCAUUUGCUUCCUGAAGCUGAAUCACUUUAAAGAGGCCAAACAAGACUGUGACUCUGCUCUGCAGCUGGAGCCGGGAAACAAGAAAGCCUUCUACAGGCGAGCACUGGCUUAUAAAGGUUUACAGGACUAUCUGUCAGCCAGCAGUGACCUCCAGGAAGUCCUCCAGCUGGACCCAAACAUUCGGGAAGCUGAGCAGGAACUUGAGGUGGUGACAAGCUUGCUGAGACAGAGCCUGAUGGACAACACUGCACACACACCAAGGGUUUGAUGGCUCCUCGUGGAUCCAUAUAGAGGCAGAGGAAUGAAACAGGUGUGGACUCUUAUUGUACUGCAGCAAUUCUGGAGGAGAAAGACUUCUAAAGCCAUCAACUUGAGUAAGUAAGACUGGCGUUAACUCCGAGGACGGGCUCCUUGGACGACCAGCUUUUGAGCUCUGCACCAUCUGCAACGUGUGCAAACCACACCAUAACUCCUGAGUGCACAACCUUACAUAACGGGCAGCUUUGUUUAAAAAGGCUAAUGUAAAGGUACUUGACCUGCUUGCACUAUAAGUCAUUCACAUUAUGAUGUAAUAUACUGUACAUACAGAUUCAUGUACUAGGCUGCCGAGCACUGUUAUUUGUUGAAGUAAAAUGGGGAAAGAAAGAGCGUGUAAUGUGUGCCUUAUUGAGAUUUCUACCAGUUAGGAUGAAAUACGCCAAGAUUAAAAGUUUUAUUUUAAUUUCUUUUUAAUAUGUUGUGUUUGGUUUCAAACUGACUGACAGAAAUUUAUUCAACUCUCAACUUAUUGUAUGUAGAGAUAAGGAAGGCCCAGAAAGAUCAAUCAAGUCAAUAGGUCAUUAUCUGGUACAUUCCCAAUGUAUCCAGGGUUCCACCUAUUGCAGCUAAUGUACAAGACAUAUGUCACUGUUUACAUUCGUAUUAUUACAGCUGCUGCCAACAACUGACUAUAAACCAUCAUCAUCAUCAUUAUAUAGUGUUGGUUAUUGCUGCAUAUUUCCACAGCUAAACCAUGACAAUGCUGCUGUUUCAAUAAGCUCUUUUAGUUCGAUGAUCUCCACCAAAUCAAUCCUGUAGACCUCCAGAAUGAAGUGAGAGGCCGUAACCUAACUGGGAUUUAAAAAUGGUAAAAUAAUGAUUUGCCAUAGUUAAAAUCCAACAAAUUAUGAGCUCAGUGCUGAAGUCAUUGUUAACCAUAAGCUUGUCACUUUACUGGCUUUAAAUGAAUAUCCAGCUACUGAAUUUAGGGUUACAGGUCACUUACUGUUGUACUGUAAGACGUACUGUAGGUCUCAGGUUCAGUCUUGAAUGUAACCAGGAGGACUGUGUGUCUUUGUGUAGGUGUGCAGAAAGUCUCCUGCUGCAUCUGUUUUAACUUAUGUCCAUAUCUCCACGCCCUCGCAGCUGCAACAAGGAACAAGGCAAGGCAAAAAGGCAAAAUCCAAAGGUGAUGACAUACUUCUUUUUUUUAACAAGUAAAACAAUAAUAAACUCACAAAGCUUGGUGUCUGUGUGCUCUGUCAAGUGGCUGAAGUCACAGAUUCUGCCUUAACAAAAAUGAUUUGGGAUGCCGGAGUUGGGCACCUACCCCUUAAGAGAGUGACUAUUAACAAACGUUUAGUACCUACAUUUCUCAGCUAGUCUGAAUAAAGUUAACUUCAUCCCAUUUCUUCUUCAACUGCCUGAAUAUCAGUUGAGAUGAAUAUGGUCCUGAAGGUCAAGUAGCUUUUUUUCCUCCACCCACCCUCAACCUGGUUUUCAGUUUAGCAGUCUGUGCAAAAAAACCCACAAAAUAGGACAGACAGGUCAAAAUGAUCAAUAAUCAAAUGGCUGAACAUACAACCAGAACAUCAUGAUUUUAAUAAAAUUAACAGGAACUCCAGUUAAACUUAAAAUAUAUCUUGACUGCAUUUUUAAAGUUCAGUCAAGUUUCACUUACACAGAUGUUUUCACUUAUUUGACCUUUUAGUAGAUUAGAGCUCGUUAGCAUUGCACCUCCCAGGUUCAACCUGAGCAGAGGGCUAAUUAACUAGAAUUAAAAACACCUGUGUGGGUGAGCACUCAAAUAUCUUUAGAUCUGAUUUGUUUCUCACACCUUACACUUUUUAAAUAAAUCCUGUCAGCUCUACAAGACACAAAAAAAAAUGUAAAUCUUUGUAUAGCACAAUGUGCCACAGCCUUUAUUUCACUUGUACUUUGUAGUAUUAAUGUGCUCAUUGUCCAGCCUAUACCCUUGGUUUAUCUCCUUUUCUUGUUUUUGUUUUUCUUGUGUUGUCAAAAUAAAAGCAUAUAAAUCCCAUUUAAAUGAAAACAGUUGAUAUGAGGCUUAGUUGUUCCAGACAAUGUUUGUUGUGCUUCUUGGAAUGUAAAAGCAUGUACUGUAUGUAAAUAGGUUAAAUGCAAAUGUAAAUAAUAAACUGCAAUGUGAAUGCUUCAA
Molecule: messenger RNA, 3769 nt
Organism: Seriola aureovittata
Lineage: Eukaryota; Metazoa; Chordata; Actinopteri; Carangiformes; Carangidae
Gene: spag1a
Product: sperm associated antigen 1a
Exons: 9
Coding region: 419-1600 (393 amino acids)
Biological process (GO): axonemal dynein complex assembly
Cellular component (GO): cytosol
Molecular function (GO): protein binding
Source: RefSeq, a predicted model, not a curated record